Messenger RNA from Salarias fasciatus (jewelled blenny), 1777 nucleotides. RefSeq names its product parathyroid hormone 2 receptor a (gene pth2ra). Bases 143 to 1777 code for a protein of 544 amino acids. NCBI's taxonomy places the organism in Eukaryota, Metazoa, Chordata, Actinopteri, Blenniiformes, Blenniidae. Gene Ontology annotation, biological process: cell surface receptor signaling pathway; adenylate cyclase-modulating G protein-coupled receptor signaling pathway. The record is from RefSeq and is a predicted model, not a curated record. Gene Ontology annotation, cellular component: plasma membrane. Gene Ontology annotation, molecular function: G protein-coupled peptide receptor activity; peptide hormone binding; parathyroid hormone receptor activity. The transcript is spliced from 13 exons.
GUAUUUCGGGUCUUUUCAGCUGUGCAGGAAUGGACGGCUCAGUUUCGGACCGCAACUUGCGGUAAAACUUUCCAAUGAUGCGCUCGCAACGCCGGAGAUUCAAAGGAAACAUCUGACUGGGUGUUGAGCAGGAUUAAGAACUAUGAGCUUGCCCUCAGGAAUAUUAAUCUUCAACUUUUUGCUGUGUUGGACUUCGGUUUUCUCACAGAUGGAGUUUGAUGAUCCUCUCUCUGCACAGGAGCAGAUGUACAUCCUGUAUGAAAUCAAAAUGCGGUGCUACCAGAACCUUUCCAACACGGACCCCGGGACCACAGAUGAGGCCUGCCCUCCGGACUGGGACGGACUCAUCUGCUGGCCCCGGGGCCUCCCCGGUCGGGUGACCAGGGUUCCCUGUCCGUCUUACAUCUACGACUUCAAUCACAGAGGACAUGCUUACAGGAAGUGUGACGUGAACGGUUCCUGGGUGUUCGUGGAGCACUGGAACAAAACGUGGGUCAACUACUCGGAGUGUGUGAGCUUCCUGCAGCCCUUGGGCAACGAGGAGGGAAGACAGGAGUUCUUUGAGCGGCUCUCGGUCAUGUACACCGUCGGCUACGCCGUUUCCUUCAGCUCGCUGCUGGUGGCCAUCCUCAUCAUUGGAUACUUUAGGCGCCUUCACUGCACCAGAAACUACAUCCACAUGCACCUCUUUGUUUCCUUCAUGCUGCGGGCCGUCAGCAUCUUUGUGAAGGACAAAGUCGUCCACUCCAGUGCUGGACUACAGGACCUCGAUUCUGCCCUGCUGGACAACCUGAAAACAGUCAGCAUAGCGUCACUGGACAAGUCUCAGUAUAUUGGCUGCAAGGUGACAGUGCUACUAUUCAUCUAUUUUCUGGCCACCAACUACUACUGGAUCCUGGUAGAGGGGCUCUACCUCCACUGCCUCAUCUUCAUGGCCUUCCGCUCCGAUUCCAAAUACCUCUGGGGCUUCACGCUCAUCGGAUGGGGUGUUCCUGCCGUUUUUGUGGCAGUGUGGGCGAUUGUCAGGGCAACGCUUGCGGAUGCAAGGUGUUGGGAGUUAAAUGCUGGAAACAUUAAGUGGAUCUACCAGGUUCCAAUUUUGACAGCAAUUGGGCUCAACUUUGUUUUGUUUGUGAAUAUUGUGCGAGUGCUGGCCACGAAAAUCCGGGAGACGAAUGCAGGGAGAUACGACACCAGGAAGCAGUACAGGAAACUGGCCAAGUCCACACUCGUGCUGGUGCUGGUGUUUGGCAUCCACUACAUUGUGUUCGUCGGCUUGCCUCAUACAUUCGAGGGUCAAAGCUGGGAGAUCCGCAUGUACUGUGAGCUGUUCUUCAACUCCUUUCAGGGAUUCUUCGUGUCCAUCAUCUAUUGCUACUGUAACGGAGAGGUACAGACGGAGAUCAAGAAAACAUGGACGCGCUGGAACUUGGCCUUUGAUUGGGAGGGUCCAGUGGUGUGUGGUCGGUACCGCUACGGCUCUGUGGUGGUUGGCCUGAACAACAACAGCACGAGCAGUCAGUCCCAUCUGGCUGGCGGCGGGCUCUCCACCCGCUCCACCACGCUGGUUUCCAGCCGGGCUUCCCGGAGCACCGGUCCCCCCAUAGUCAGCAUGCACGCCACCCUCCCAGGUUAUGUAAUCAGUAACUCAGAUCCAUCCAUACCUGAGGAGCCUGAGGACAGUGGGCCCAAACAAGUGGAUGAUAUAUCACUGAAAGAAAAUCUUCCUGCUGCCAUUGCAAGUGUGGGAGCAGAUGAUGAUGAGGAAACAUUGUAG